Molecule: messenger RNA, 563 nt
Organism: Drosophila subpulchrella
Lineage: Eukaryota; Metazoa; Arthropoda; Insecta; Diptera; Drosophilidae
Product: myb-like protein H
Exons: 2
Coding region: 150-563 (137 amino acids)
Source: RefSeq, a predicted model, not a curated record
CUUUUACAUAUAUGCCAGGAAAUCGAUCAAAACGCUGAGGCGGCUUUUCAAGCCUUGAAAACAGCCAGAGUGGAUCUCUUAUUUCAGUGCCCAAGAGCAGCUUAAGCAAAGCAGACCCCAAUCGUAAACUGUGAAAACUUGAUUUCAUCAUGAGUGGCUGGGAGCUAAACAACUGGGACUCUCAUUACCAAGAUGAGUUUGAGGACCAGAACCCAUAUAAUUCCCAGGAUCAAUACGAUUACCAGGACCAGGACGAAGACCCUUAUAGCUACUUCGCCAAUAACGACUACCAAUAUAACUCGUAUGGCAAUGGAAACUACCAAGGCGGAGGUCGCAACAGAUCAUCCACAUCCCAACCCAAGGCAUCGAACUCCAAAUCGCGCGGAUCUCGUGCAGCUCGCGGAAAUAAUCCAUCUACUUCCCAGGGCACUUUACCGCAGACGGCCCAUUCCGGUUUAAUACAAGUCUCCCAUGCAUCGACAUCUUCGCAACUCUCAAGCCCAUCAAAAUCAAACGGCAAAUCCAUUGUCGUAAACAUCGUGAACAUUAAUCAUGAAUAUUAA